AUGAAUGCCGCACAAGCCAAAGCACUCGCACGUCUUGCAAGCGAGAAGAACAGAUAUCUGAUGGAAGGUUCAUGGACUCGAUUCUUUCCACUUGUCGCUAAGCUGCGCGAAAUCAUCACAAGUGGCCAAAUUGGAAGUAUUCGACGUGUUUUUUCAGACCAUGGAAGAGAUCUUAUCGAUGCGUCUACACCAGCAACAAGCCGCUUCGUCGACCCGUAUCAAGGAGCAGGCGGGUUUCUGGAUCUGGGCCACUACUCCUUGUUAUGGUGCUUCCUGCCCCUUUACAACUGGAAAGGUGGUAGUGAAAAGCUGGCUCCGGGAGUUUCUGGCAGUAUGAUACUGGAAAAGCGUGGGUUUGAUGUCCACUCCACAGCGGUCCUCGCAUGGCCUGAUGCUCUAAUGCUAUAUCCUCUAGCUGUCGCCGUGGCAUCAACAUCCCUGACUAGCAACACAGACCGUCGUGAAGAUGGUGCUGCUGGUCCUGCUACAAAAAUCAUGGGCACCCAGGGAACGAUCACAAUCCCAGCUCCGUGCUAUAGGCCUACCGAGUUCACAGUCCACCAAGAAAACCUCAAGACUACAUACACAUUCCCGAUUACUGGCUACGGGAUGGGUUGGGAAGUAGACAGUGUCGCUCGCGAUAUUGCCGCAGGGAAGCUGGAAAGUUCUACCAUGCCACUGGAGGAAACCAUCCAGGUCAUGACAGUCAUGGAUAAACUACGCGAAAUUUCAGCCUUGAAGUACCCAGAAGAGAGCGAAGUCAUCUUCUAG
Molecule: messenger RNA, 771 nt
Organism: Fonsecaea multimorphosa CBS 102226
Lineage: Eukaryota; Fungi; Ascomycota; Eurotiomycetes; Chaetothyriales; Herpotrichiellaceae
Exons: 4
Coding region: 1-771 (256 amino acids)
Source: RefSeq, a predicted model, not a curated record